GUCACGUCUGAUGUCUGAGCUGCCAUGUGCUGCAAAAAUAACACUCGCAGUUUGGUUGAGUUCUCGAUUUAAAACCAAGUCUCAGAACAAGGAUACAAAGGAUAGUUUAUGAAUAGUGAUGAAAUGUAGAUAUAUAGCUUUAUUUAGAAUUCAUUGUGUAAUGUAGGGCGUUGAAUAAGUCUCGUUAGGACUAAAGCCGCUUUUGUAGCUAUCUGUCGUGAUAUAAUCUAUCCAACCAGCUGUAGUUGAAACGCUAGGUCACUUACAUUAACUAUAUGUUAAUACGAAACGACACAUUGGCAGGCAAAUUCUUGGCGAUUGUGUUAUCGUUGUUCAGGUUACCAAUGGCAAUCAUGAGGAGAAUGAUAACAAAGUUCAUAAACAGAGCGCUUUUGGGUACAGUUUCUUUUGAGAAGAUGACUAAUGAUGUAGCAGCAGCUGGUAGUUCUAGACGGAAAUUGGUUGUAGGACUUGGUAAUCCUGGCAUGGACGGCUCACGGCACAGCGUCGGCAUGGCCGCAAUUGCAGCACUAGCGGAACGUCUAAGAGUGGCUGACCAAUGGAGGACAGACAGACAGGUGUUAGGAGACAUCAUCGUUUCAGUCUACCAAGACACCCAGCUUGUGUUACUGCGGCCCAAGUUGCUCAUGAAUGUAAAUGGAGUGAGUGUGGUUAAAGCGGCCAGCAAAUUUUCUGUUCAACCUGAGCACAUUGUCCUAGUUCAUGAUGAACUUGACAAGCCACUUGGGAAGCUUGGCAUCAAAAAUGGCGGAAGUGCAAGGGGUCACAAUGGUGUCCGUUCCUGUGUCGAUUGCCUUCAUACUGAUGUUAUGUCACGAUUACGAAUUGGCAUUGGCCGACCCUCAGAGAACACUGCAGUGGACAGACAUGUUUUAGGAAGGUUUUCUAAGGAAGAGCAGGACAUUCUGAGCUCUGUGCUGGAACAGUGUGUGGACCUUUUGCUGACACAUCUUACAGCACCACAACUCCAAACAUCUCCACCGGGGGGCAGGAGUGCAACAUGCAGGAGUAAAGAGAGGACUCCUUUAGUUCAGGAGGCUAUUGAAGGGCAGCGCCAGAAAUGAACUGACUUGCCAAUGAUUUCAUAAUAAACGUUUUAACUUGA
Molecule: messenger RNA, 1126 nt
Organism: Electrophorus electricus (electric eel)
Lineage: Eukaryota; Metazoa; Chordata; Actinopteri; Gymnotiformes; Gymnotidae
Gene: ptrh1
Product: peptidyl-tRNA hydrolase 1 homolog
Molecular function (GO): peptidyl-tRNA hydrolase activity
Source: RefSeq, a predicted model, not a curated record